ACUAGGGCACGCUAUCCCCGCAUGCACACAGCAGCAGGAGCAGGUUGGUGAGGGAGGAGGAGGAGGAAGGGAAGAAGGAAGGAGAGAGGGCGACAUGGCGGCCUUCAAGAACUCUGCCUCGCCCCAGCUACCGGACACGAGGCACGAGCUGAGCGAACUGGUCAAGAGGCAGCAGGAGAUCGCGGAGACUCUGAAAAAUCUUGAGCGGCAAAUCUACGCAUUUGAGGGGAGCUACCUGGAGGACACGCAGGUGUAUGGCAACAUCGUGAGAGGAUGGGACCGCUACCUCUCCAACCAGAGGGGUGGCUCUGGACCCGUCGAGAGGAAGAGCCGGAGGUUUAAAGAGGCAGAGAGAUUGUUCAGCAAAUCCUCCGUCACAUCCUCAGCCGCUGUGGGUGUAGUUGUGAACCAAGAUGGAGCAGAGGAAGAUAAGAAAGAGAAGCUCGAGAAGGAAGAGCGCCGCGAGGAGAAGGUGAAGCCAGCGCCGGUGGAGGAGGAAGCGGCGGCGGUGGCGCGGGAGUGCGAGCCGGAGCCCGGCGAAGCCGAGGCCGCCAGCGACUCGCCCGCCAAGCCGACGGACGGCGGAGGCGGCGUUGGCGGCCAGCCCGAGCAGCUCGCUCCAGCAGCGGCAGCAGCAGCAGCAGCAGCAGCCGCCACUGCCCCGCACGGCAGCCACAAGAAGAGGAAGCACAAAGCACGGCACCGAUUUGAGUGGAAAAUAAACAAGAAACCCCGAAGUUAAGAUGAAGGAUUUCCAGCGAGCUGGGUGAAGCCGUUGAAGUGAUCUCCGCCUCUACCCUUCGUGAAAAAGAGUUUGAACAUUUCCCCUGUAGCUUCUGUUAAUGAUCACUUUAAACGGGAAAAACAAGGAGCUCUAAUCUAGAUUUGAAGUUUUCAUGACUGCAGCGAUCCAUACUCUUUGGUUCUUUCGGUAAAGUCACGUAGUAGGUAUAAAAUAUAAUUUUAUAAUUUUAUUUUAUACCUACUACGUGACUUUGCCGAAAGAAACAAGGAGCUCUCCCAUGUGUUUUCUGGUUGUGUUUUGGGAGCGUCAGGAACUGAAUUCAGUUAGGGCUCAUCGUGCCGAUCAACGUUGCGGUACGGAGAACCAGAAAUUCAAGUGAGUCUGAAUGCUUGGUGAAUAUAAAGCUAUUCCGCUACGUAGGUUUUUGGGAUUGUGCUAACGUAGAGCUCUUCAAUGCGUUGUACCGCAUCUUUUUUUUCCGAUGUCCGACGUUUCGCGCCACGCGCUAGGACGUCAUUGUGCAGAACAACGGGCGGCACAACCCCCAAACACAUCGGAGAGCUGCACGUCGCAACCACGAAAAACUUAUGCAGUGGUUACAACAACAAAAAAACCCUAUGGUAAAGUGAUAAUCGUGAAUAAGAUGCAGCGAUGAGCCUCACUGCAGUACAUGCGCAAAGUUGCAGUCAUAGCAAGGACAUCGAAUCCGUGCUGUGACGUGCAGCUUGAAAGCACAAAGAAGAAGGGGCCUUAGUGUCUUCCCAGCAAUAUCUUGUCUGCAAAUGUUUCUCACUUGAGUAAGAGUCGCUGCAACAGUACUGAAUGCUCUCUGAUGUGUGAUUAGGAUUGUGCGCGUGGCACAAUCUGAAAACACAAGGGAACCAUACGGCACAUCCACGAAAUCCUACGCAACGGUCGUAGAAGUAUACUGAAUGCUAUCAAGCAAAGAGCAGUAGUAAUUUGCAAAAAAAAUGUGAUUCAACAGUAGUGACUAUUUGUGUCUCAAUGUUUAUAUUAUAGUGGAUACUCAGAGGCCUUCAUCCAGUAGUGGAUUGUUCAUGACCAGGGGUGGGGAAACCAAGAUAACAAGUAGAGACCUUUUUUUUCGAAUUUGCUAAAUGCAUGUGAAUCCGAGACGGUGGUCCUGAAUAAAUAACGUCUCGUGAAGUGGCCCUCAAAGAGCCGCAUUCGGCUCUGGAGCCGCAGGUUUCUGACCCCUGAUCGUGACCGUUGAUGAUGGCGGUGAUGCCCUUAGGGUGGAGUGGUGAUGCAGUGGAUAGCGAGUUGCUGCGAACCCGGCCAUCCGAGUUGAAUUCCGUCUAACGUCGGUUGGCGAGUGAUACCUGAGCUGGACCUGGAAAACCCUGCCCCCACACCUCCACCAACCCCGGUUUUGACUGGCGUGGUGAAGUAUGGCCAAACAAACUCCCACGUCCAAUCACGUGUGGGGAGGCGUUUAUCCAACAGUCGAAUGGCAAGGGCUGUAAGUCGUAAAAAAAAAAUGUUCCUCAAUCUUAGCUAUAAUUCCAAACUUUACCCUUGAAUACCACAUUAAGAAGCAAACUUUAGUUCACAUAAUCGUUAUGCUUUACCAGUUAUGAAUGUAGCGGUCUUAUUUACUUUUUUGCCGUUUGUUUUUCAUCGCAGUGUCCGGCAUCAGUUUGUAGAAAAAAAUGUAAUGACGAAGUGUGUGUUAGUGUCGAGCUUUUGUGUGCUUUCAACCAACGUUACGAUCACGUGUCUGUCGGCGCUUGUGACGUCUCCCGUUACAGACAUGGCAAUGCAUUAACAGCGCGUUGUGGAAUCUCGUCGAUACGACACGAGUUGGAGAAAUUUGUUUUGUUUUUUUAAAGCUACCGCAUUAAUUACACGCAAUAGAUCUUUAACAAAAUAAACUAUUUGGUCAUAAAAAAAA
Messenger RNA from Petromyzon marinus (sea lamprey), 2660 nucleotides. RefSeq names its product chromatin modification-related protein MEAF6-like. NCBI's taxonomy places the organism in Eukaryota, Metazoa, Chordata, Hyperoartia, Petromyzontiformes, Petromyzontidae. The record is from RefSeq and is a predicted model, not a curated record. Gene Ontology annotation, cellular component: histone acetyltransferase complex.